Messenger RNA from Drosophila ficusphila, 938 nucleotides. RefSeq names its product transmembrane emp24 domain-containing protein eca. Gene Ontology annotation, cellular component: Golgi apparatus; endoplasmic reticulum; endoplasmic reticulum-Golgi intermediate compartment. Gene Ontology annotation, biological process: intracellular protein transport; endoplasmic reticulum to Golgi vesicle-mediated transport; Golgi organization. Bases 109 to 759 code for a protein of 216 amino acids. The record is from RefSeq and is a predicted model, not a curated record. Lineage: Eukaryota; Metazoa; Arthropoda; Insecta; Diptera; Drosophilidae. The transcript has 2 exons.
UCCUUUGCCAAACACUUUGACUUCGAUCUGGCACUUUUUCUCAUGACGUGUCGGCGAGCUUAACUUUAUUUAAGAACCAGUCGGAAAAGUCACAUCAAAUAGCCAAAAAUGCGCGACCAAUUCAUCAGCCUGGCCCUUCUGCUGUGUGCCCUUCACAGCGCCUGUGGCUUGUACUUCCACAUAUCGGAAACGGAGCGCAAGUGCUUCAUCGAGGAGGUUCCGGAUGAGACCACAGUGAUUGUCAACUACAAGGUGGAGCUCUACGAUCCGCGGUCUAAUGGAUUUAUGCCUUCGUCCCCCGGCAUCGGAAUGCAUGUAGAGGUGCGCGACAGCGACGACAAGAUUGUUUUGUCCCGCGUGUACAGCUCUCAGGGACGUAUCUCUUUCACGUCGCACACGCCCGGCGAGCAUGUCAUCUGCAUGUACUCCAACAGCACCGCCUGGUUCAGUGGCGCCCAGCUGCGCGUCCACCUGGACAUCCAGGUUGGAGAGCACGCCAUCGACUAUGCCAAUGUGGCGCAGAAGGAAAAGCUGACCGAGCUGCAGCUGCGCAUCCGCCAGCUGCUCGACCAGGUGGAGCAAAUCACCAAGGAGCAGAACUACCAGCGCUACCGUGAGGAGCGUUUCCGCCACACCAGCGAGAGCACCAACUCUCGAGUACUCUGGUGGUCGCUGGCCCAGACCGUCGUCUUGGUCUGCAUGGGCUUCUGGCAGAUGCGCCACCUGAAGAGCUUCUUUGAGGCCAAGAAGCUGGUGUGAGGUGCUCUUGGCUGCGAGUAGCAAUAGCAUUGUUCCGUGUGUUUUCCCGUCAUUUGGCAGGAUUUGCGAAUUUCAUCGAUGGAUCAUCAUCAAACAACCAGCCACAGGCCUCGACUCCAAGCACGUUUAGUUUUAAUUUCUUGUGCGUAAUUUAAUAAAAUCCAUUGUACAAAAAGAGA